Messenger RNA from Orbilia oligospora ATCC 24927, 765 nucleotides. RefSeq lists its product as uncharacterized. The transcript has 7 exons. Gene Ontology annotation, molecular function: oxidoreductase activity. Lineage: Eukaryota; Fungi; Ascomycota; Orbiliomycetes; Orbiliales; Orbiliaceae. The record is from RefSeq and is a predicted model, not a curated record. Bases 1 to 765 code for a protein of 254 amino acids.
AUGACAUACAACCUUUCCGGACGAAACGUCCUCGUUACCGGCGGCUCCCGCGGUAUCGGAGAAGCAAUAAGCGAACGGUUCGCCCAACAAGGUGCAAACAUCAUCAUAAACUACGUUUCGAACGCAUCUCGCGCCGAAGAACUUAAAUCCCGCUUAUUGGAGACAUACCCGGGGAUCAAAGUCAUUGCUAUUCAAGCCGAUGUGGGGAAAAAGGAAGAAUGUGAAAGACUUGUGAGGGAGGGGAUUGAGGGGUUGGGGGGGUUGGAUGUUAUUGCUUCUAAUGCUGGAUGGACUAAAUUUGUUCAAUUCUCGGAUUUGGAUGGGCUGUCUGAGGAAGAUUGGGAUAAGUGCUACGCAGUAAACUGCAAAGCCAACGUCUGGCUCCUCAAAGCCGCAAAACCCACUUUCGACUCAAACCCCGACGGCGGCAGCCUCAUAAUCUGCGCUUCAACCGCCGCCCUAGCACCGUCCGGCAGUUCAAUGGCCUACGCUGUCUCCAAAAGCGCAGCUUUACAUUUAAUGCACUGUCUUGCCGUUUCAGCUGGUCCGAAGGUUCGGGUUAAUGCCGUCUGUCCUGGAUUGGUGUUGACGGAGUGGGGGGAUAAGUUCCCGCAGGAGGCUAAGGAUAAGUAUUUGGGGAUGACGCAGACGAAGAAACAUGUUGAAGCUGUUGAUGUGGCCGAUGCGUUCGUUUUUAUAUCUCAGAAUGUGGCGAUGACAGGGCAGAAGAUUGUUAUUGAUGGCGGUGUGGUUAUCCAACCGUAG